AUGACGUAUAGUUUCAAAUGCUGUGAUGACGGUUCUGGUAUAGCAAGUGGGUCUAUACUUAGAUUUGACAAUGUUACAAUUUUAUUAGACCCUGGUUGGAGCUCAUAUAAAGUCUCUUACGAGGAUAGUGUGGCAUUUUGGUCGAACAUUAUUGCUGAGGUUGACAUAAUUCUGAUCUCGCAACCGACUACAGAAUGUUUGGGUGCCUAUACCUUCCUGUAUUACAAUUUUAUAUCGCAUUUUAUUUCACAUAUUCAGGUGUAUGCUACACUGCCUGUAGCCAAUCUAGGAAGAGUAUCAACAAUUGAAUUUUACGUUACAAAGGGUAUCAUAGGUCCUUACCAAACAAACCAACUUGAUAUAGAUGAUGUUGAGAAAGCGUUUGAUUUCAUAGAUGUGCUUAAAUACUCUCAACUCGUUGAUUUAAGAUCCAAAUACGAUGGUUUAUCAUUAUUUGCAUAUAAUUCAGGCUACGCACCGGGUGGUGCUAUAUGGUGUAUAACUACUUACUCAGAGAAAUUAAUUUAUGCCCCAAGAUGGAAUCAUACUAGAGAUACGAUCUUGAAUGCUGCUAAUCUAUUAGAUAAUACAGGAAAACCAUUAUCAUCACUAAUGAGACCGUCUGCAAUAGUUACAAACUUCGAUCAUUUUGGCUCCUCACAACCUUUUAGAAAGCGUGCAAAAUCUUUCAAGGAUAUACUUAAGACUAAACUAAGCAAUAAUGGUAAUAUUUUGAUUCCAGUAGAUAUUGGUGGUAAAUUCUUAGAUCUUUUUGUUUUGGUUCACGAUUUCCUUUAUGAGAAUGGCAGGAAUAAUAAGUUAGCAAAUAUUCCAAUUGUACUCCUGUCCUACACAAAGGCAAGAUCACUAACAUAUGCAAAAUCUAUGACGGAAUGGUUUUCUAGUAUCUCAGCUAAAACUUGGGAAAAUAGAAACCAAAAAACAGCUUUUGAUCUGGAUACGCCAUUUUCUGUUGUGGACUCAAAUGAAUUGGCAAAUUUGAAGGGUCCUAAAAUAUGCUUUGUUUCUAAUGUAGAGACAUUGGUUAACGAUGCAUUGUCGAUUUUAGGGUCAGAUAAUAAUACAUUGUUAGUUUUGACUACAGAUAACAGACAGGAAGUUCCAGCACUUCAUACAAUAUAUGACUACUGGAAGGAGAAUAAUACUGAAAGUUCAAUUGAAAGUGCAAAUGUUCUAAAACUGAACCAAAAAAUUACCAUAAAUACCACAACAUUCAAGGAAUUGCAGAACGAAGAACUUGAUGCUUAUCUAAGUAAAUUAGAACAAAGGAAACGGAAACAGUUGAUAACAGAAAUUACGACCAGGAAGGGGCUCAAAAAGGGGGCCGCCGUUGCCCUUCCUACUAAUUUAGCAUCUGAUGAAGGUCAGAAAACAGAAGUUGAUCUGGUUGAUGACAUUACAAACACCGAAGAUCUGGAAAAACUAUUAGAAGAAGAGGAGGAGGACGAAGACGAAGAUAAUGAAGAUAAUCUUAUUAAUAUUUUAGAAGAUGAAGAUAGAGCCGACGGAAUUGAGGAGUCUAUUCCAGUAGAUAUAAUAAUUACGCCUGGUGUUAACAACAAGCACAAAAUAUUUCCAUUUCAGCCUCUUAGACAAAAAAAAGAUGAUUAUGGUAUUGUAGUGAAGUUUGAUCAAUUUGUUCCAGCUGAAGACAAAGAUGAUAUUACGCCAUCAAAGAGACAUAUAAAUGGAGAUAAUGAGGAGGAUAUGGAUGACGAUUAUGUUAUAAAGGAAGCUUCUAAUAAGAAGAUCAAAUCAGAUAGUGUUAACCAGCCCACAAAAGAGACUAAAUUUUCGGAUGAUAUUAAUCACUUGCGGAAUAGCAACAGACCUGGUAUACGAGAGUUUAAAGCAACUGAGGUUAACUUAAAUAUGAGUUUAACGUUUAUCAACAUGGAAAGUUUGGUGGAUAGAAGGUCAUGUGGUGUGAUAUGGCCACUUUUUAAAAGCCGCAAAUUAAUUUUGAUGGGACCUUCAAAUGUUCAAGACAAGCAUGUAACUGGCAUCAUCACUAGUAAAACCAUGGAAGUAACCAGCCUGGCAUAUAAUCAAUCAAUUGAUUUUGAUACUACCAUCAAGGCAUUGGAUAUAACGAUAUCUCCAGAAUUGGAUGCACUUCUCAAAUGGCAGAGGAUCAGUAACGACUACACACUUGCGCACGUAACCGGUAGACUAGUCAAGGAAAGUGCCCAUCAGUCCUCGGCUGUACCAGUAACAGAUAACACCACUUCUAGUGGAAGAGAGAAAUAUGUGCUAAAACCAUUAAAUGGCAAUGUCGGUGUACAGACCAAUGGCUCACUAGCUAUUGGUGAUGUCAGAUUAAUCAAACUGAAACAAAACUUAAACGCGACUAAUCAUACUGCAGAGUUCAAGGGUGAAGGUAUAUUGGUAGUGGAUGAUAAAGUAAUUAUUAGAAAGAUAAGUGAUAGUGAAACUAUAAUUGAUGGUCCCCCAUCGGCACUGUUCUAUUCUGUGAAAAAGCUAGUGAUGGAUAUGCUAGCUAAGAUAUAA
Messenger RNA from Nakaseomyces glabratus, 2532 nucleotides. It is a transcript of the gene CFT2, whose product is annotated as cleavage polyadenylation factor subunit CFT2. Gene Ontology annotation, biological process: mRNA 3'-end processing by stem-loop binding and cleavage. Gene Ontology annotation, molecular function: RNA binding. The record is from RefSeq and is a predicted model, not a curated record. Gene Ontology annotation, cellular component: mRNA cleavage and polyadenylation specificity factor complex. NCBI's taxonomy places the organism in Eukaryota, Fungi, Ascomycota, Saccharomycetes, Saccharomycetales, Saccharomycetaceae.